CCUAUUUAUCUGUAUUUUUCUGCUCUCAUUUUCCUUCUAUCCAAACACCCUCUCUACCGGUUUUCUCUCUCUCUCUCUCUCUCUGAAUUCUCAAAUUAAAUAUUCAUAUAGUUAGAUUAAAAAAAAAUGAAAUUGAGGUUCUAUUUCUUGGCAAUUGCGUUAUGUCUAUCGUCGAUUUGGUAUACUCCAAUUUCAGCUCGAAUUCACCCUAAUAUCUCACCCACACCGCCAUGGCAGGUCCCGAACGACACCGCUAAGGGAGCGUGGGACUCGUUCAAGAACUUCACCGGAUGCCGGCCGGGACAGAAGUCCGACGGACUGUCGAAGCUGAAGGACUAUUUCAAAAACUUCGGCUACAUUCCCGAUUCUCAGCACAAUUUCACCGACGACUUCGACGACGAGCUAGAAUCGGCGAUCAAGACCUACCAGAAGAACUUCAACCUCAAUGUCACCGGCGAGCUCGACGACAAGACGAUCGAGAACCUGAUGAAGUCCCGAUGCGGCAACGCCGACAUCGUCAACGGCACGUCUACGAUGAAUUCGGGAAAACCAGCGUCGUCUAAUUCGUCCCUGAAUUUCCAUGCUGUCCGACAUUACUCGUUCUUCGAAGGAAGGCCGACGUGGCCGGAGUACCACCGCGAUCUGACCUACGCUUUCUUGCCGGACAACGAGCUCUCGAAUACCACGAAGGAGGUGUUCACGCGCGCCUUCGAGCGGUGGGCGGCGGUCACGACGCUGACGUUCACGGAGACCGACUCGUACUACGAGGCGGACCUCAAGGUCGCAUUUUACACCGGCGAUCACGGCGACGGCGAGCCGUUCGACGGCGUGUUGGGGACGCUGGCGCACGCGUUCUCGCCGACGAGCGGGCGCUUCCACCUCGACGGCGCAGAGACCUGGGUGGCGGAGGGCGACGUUACUAAGUCGUCGACAUCGUCGGCGAUCGAUCUCGAAUCCGUCGCCGUCCACGAGAUCGGCCACCUCCUUGGGCUCGGACACUCGUCGGUGGAAGAGGCGAUCAUGUACCCGACGAUUUCGGCGAAAACUCGGAAGGUCGAGCUCGCCAGUGACGACAUUCAGGGGAUUCAGGAGCUGUACGGCGCGAAUUCCAAUUACACCACUCCGCCGUCGUCGUCAUCGCCGAAUUCUCACCAGGAAAACACGUCCAACGGUGGGGACCACCGCCGCUCGAGCUGGCGGUGGGACCUUGGCUUUCUCUCUUCCGUUGGAUUGGGUUUGCUUUUGUUGUAGAUUUGUAUAAAUAUACUUUUUUUUCCUCCUGA
Molecule: messenger RNA, 1283 nt
Organism: Morus notabilis
Lineage: Eukaryota; Viridiplantae; Streptophyta; Magnoliopsida; Rosales; Moraceae
Product: metalloendoproteinase 2-MMP
Exons: 1
Coding region: 127-1251 (374 amino acids)
Biological process (GO): collagen catabolic process; proteolysis; extracellular matrix organization
Cellular component (GO): extracellular matrix
Molecular function (GO): zinc ion binding; metalloendopeptidase activity
Source: RefSeq, a predicted model, not a curated record